GGAAUCAAAGCCUUAGUUUUGCACUCCGCACGAUGGGUUCAGACAAGACAGAGGAGGACUACGAAGUCCUCCACCAAAUCGUAAGCAUCAGCUCUGUGAAUUUCACCAGGAAAUCCAUUUCCGGGUUUACGGAGCUGACGAUUAGACCGCUGAGCGAUAUUAUAACCUUCGUCUCACUGAACACUCAGCAAACCAGGAUCUACAACGUCACAGUGGAUGAUAUACAAGAUGUUAAGUUCACUCAUGAUGACCCCUUCCAUCAGAUCUGUGGGGAUCCCUCAAAGCGUAAACUUGACUAUUUCCUCACCAAGUACCAAGGAGCUAUCCUGAAGAAUGAUUACGAUUUCAAGAAUCAGGGAGAAUUGAAAAUAGACGUCCCGAAGGAAAUUCAGACUAAGCUAGCGUCCCCCAACACGUCGAGGGCUAAUGUGAAGGUUCGAGUAGAGUUCUCUAUUGAGGAUCCUAUUUGUGGGAUACACUUCCAUAUUCCUGAUGGGCCAGACGGAAUAAAGAAAGCCCACCUGUACACAUCUCAGUUCGCCAACUCAGCCCGCUACUGUUUCCCCUGCAUAGACUCAGCUUCAGCACGCUGUCACUGGCAACUGGAAUUCAGUGUAAACGCCGAACUUACUGUCGUCUCCUCCGGAGAGUUAAAAGAGUACAGUUUGUCCUCUGACGAGAAACACAAGAGCUAUGUCUUCAAUCUAGCUAUCCCCACUGCGGCCACCGGUAUAGGUUUUGCGAUAGGGAACUUUGAGGUUGUAGCUGAGCCGACUAAGAACAAUGUUGCGUAUUUCUGCCCGAAAGGGAUGGUACCGUUAUUACAGCACACUACAGAGUUCCUACAGAGAGUGUACCCUAUAUACGUGGACUACAUGAACAUGUCCCUCCCCUUCGGAGACUACAAGAUAGUGUUUGUAGAUGAGCUGUUAAGUGAUUAUCAGAGCUACGCUUCUCUCACCACUGCUAGUAUAAACCUCCUCCACUCUGCCAGGAUCAUAGACCAGACUCUCCACACUCGCCGGGCACUUGGCAUGGCCAUCGCUAGUCAGUAUUUCGGAGUGUUCAUAGUCCCGGAAUCGUACAAUGACACGUGGCUAGUAGUAGGGAUAAAGAACAUUCUGUUCUUGCUGUUCAUGAACAAGAUAUUCGGUAACAACGAAUGCAGGUUCUGGGUGUACCAGCAGAUGAUGAAAGUUUACAACUUCGAAUGCGAUCAGCUUCUCCCCCCACUCCACCUCAAAGACAAGUCCCAAAGUUACCCUCUGACCUCUGGUAACAACUCCCAGAUAUUUCACAUGGACCCCAUGCUGACCCCACCCCACAUCCUGGAACUAAUGGAGCUGAAGAGCAUGUUGGUUAUGAGGAUUGUGGAGAACAGGCUUGGUAACAAGGAACUCAUCCAGAAUGUCAUCAAGAAACUCCUCUCUCUGGCCUGGAUAAACCCAUCGGGAGAAAGCAGCAGUAUAAACGCUCUACUCUCCACCCAGGACUUCCUGAAAACCAUUCAGGUUGUAUCUGGGAAGGAUCUGUCAGAUUUCAUGUCCCGGUACGUUUACCAGCCUGGUUUCACCACCAUCAACUUCAGUUUCGCGUUCAACAGGAAGAGGAACGUGGCGGACGUGACGAUAAAACAAAAGACGCUGCAUGAUUGUGAGAAGUAUGUGGGUCAACUGACGGUGCUGGUGCAGGAACUGGAUGGCAGCUUCUCUAAUCUUCUCCAGGUUGAAAAGAAUGAUGUUUUGCAAGAACUGAACUGUCAGAGUAAGAGCAGAAGAAACAAAAAGAAGAAAAUCCCCCUAUUUACUGGAGAGGAGGUAGACAUAGACCUGUCCCACAGUGACCAGGACAGCCCUGUAAUCUGGCUCCGAGUAGACCCUGACAUGUUGUGGCUCAGUAAGACCUCUAUUGAGAUGCCGGACUACAUGUGGCAGGCUAUGUUGUUGCAUGAGAGGGAUGUAGUUUACCAGCACAUGGCUGCAGAGGUGCUACCGAAUUUCCCCUCCCAAGGCACCAUCACCACCCUCAGCACUGUACUUCUUGAUGAGAAGUGCUACUACCAGGUGCGGAUACAAGCCCUAAAGUCCCUGGCAACCUGUAUAUCAAUCUCAGGGGACCCCACUGUUAACGAGGAGGUCCUGAUCAGUCUCUACCGGAAGUUAUACGGAAGUGUUGAUAACGAGAAGUUCACGAGAAUGAACGACUUCAGCGAUUUCCCGCUUUAUUUUAUACAGCAAGAGUUCAUGAGAGCGAUAGGUCAGAUAAAAGUAGCUGGGAGUACAACUCCAAGAAUCGUCCAAUUCCUCUACCAGCAGCUUUACUACAACGACAACCAGCGGAACGAAUUCGAUGACAGCUGGAUGAUAGUAGCUAUAAUAGAUGGGCUAACUCACACUGUGCCCCACAAAGUAGACUACAAAAUGGAGAUAAAUCUGAAACAUGUUAAGCAAGUCCUCCCUAAAAUAGUGUGUUAUCUGAAUAUAGAUAAGAAGAUGCCCAGUUACCAGCAGAUUAUAUCAGGGGCUUGUUUACGGUUCAUUUCAAAGCUUAUUCAGUACGGGCACAUCAUGGACAAUCUGAAGGAUAGCUCGAUAUUUAGCGCGCAUCUGAAGCGGGGUCAGUCGUUCCACGUGCGCUGCACGGCAAUACAACUUCUCGCACUGUUCAUAAAAAACGAGAGCUCGGAGCGGGAUCUGAACACUAUUUUGUCUCUGAUAGAGUUCGAUCAGUCUCCCUUUAUCCGGUGCCACGCAGUACAGGAGCUCUACAAACUACCACUAUUCACAAAACACCAGGACUGUUUCCUCAACAACCUCCACUUAGUCGAGCGACUGUGGAGACUGCUGAAUGAGCACCAGGACUUUAACUUGAGGUGUUGUCUAGCACAGCUAUACUACACGUUAUACGGCAGGACCACGCCCACGUGCGUGCCUACUAAUAACUGCGCUGUUGUGAUAGACCUUAAGGGGCAGACAGCCAGGACUAAUGUACCGGGUAUUCCGUCCAGUUUCAGGUUCAGCGCUAAGUUUGAUGAUGAUCGGAAGUAUAGUUCGGAUGAUAGUACUUCGAGUAGGAAGAAGAAGAAACACAGGCCCAUGUCUUGAGUUGUCCUGUGAUUGGGGAUUGUAAUAGAGAAAACAACCGCCGGAGCAAAGUUCCAAUAUCAUGACGAGUUGCAAAUGCAACCCGCCGCGUUAUUAAAAUACAAAUUUUUACCUUUAUUUUAUCAGUAUCUCAAUGUGGGAUUAUUUUCAUUUCUUUUUAAUUGAUUUAUAUAUGAAUUUUAAGAUUUUUGAAUAUGUAGUAAUUAUUUGUGUUGAUGUAUGAAACCAUAUGACGAACUCAAACGA
Molecule: messenger RNA, 3350 nt
Organism: Bolinopsis microptera
Lineage: Eukaryota; Metazoa; Ctenophora; Tentaculata; Lobata; Bolinopsidae
Product: transcription initiation factor TFIID subunit 2-like
Exons: 7
Coding region: 33-3104 (1023 amino acids)
Biological process (GO): transcription initiation at RNA polymerase II promoter
Cellular component (GO): transcription factor TFIID complex
Molecular function (GO): chromatin binding; RNA polymerase II general transcription initiation factor activity; transcription cis-regulatory region binding
Source: RefSeq, a predicted model, not a curated record